This is a messenger RNA of Salvelinus fontinalis (brook trout), 3526 nucleotides long. RefSeq names its product 1-acyl-sn-glycerol-3-phosphate acyltransferase delta-like. Lineage: Eukaryota; Metazoa; Chordata; Actinopteri; Salmoniformes; Salmonidae. The record is from RefSeq and is a predicted model, not a curated record. Gene Ontology annotation, cellular component: endomembrane system; mitochondrial outer membrane. The transcript is spliced from 9 exons. Gene Ontology annotation, molecular function: 1-acylglycerol-3-phosphate O-acyltransferase activity. Bases 182 to 1300 code for a protein of 372 amino acids.
UAAUUAGAUUGAAGGAGUUAGUUUGGGGACAUAAGGACAUCUCUCAAACACUUUUGGUCCGUUCCUCAAUGAUCAUUCUGAUCAAGCCUACAGACAGACAGUUGGGAGACAACAUUUCCGUCAGUGUCUGGACAGCUUUAUCGCUGCUAUAAAGGAACCAAAGCCAGGGACAACGGACAAGAUGGGUCUGGUACAAUGGUUGAAGGGCCAGUUCUUGUGUCACCUGAUCAUCUGCUAUGGGUUCUUGGUCAGCGGUCUCCUGGUCAACCUAUUACAGAUCUGCACUCUGCCCCUCUGGCCAAUCAACAAGCAGCUGGCCCGGCGGAUCAACUGUAAACUGGGAUACUCCCUCACCAGCCAGUCUGUGGCGCUCCUAGAGUGGUGGUCUGGCACUGAAGUAACUUUCUACACAGACCCAGCGAACUACCAAAUCUACGGCAAAGAGAACGCCAUCAUCGUCCUUAACCACAACUUUGAAAUAGACUUUCUGUGUGGCUGGACCUUCUGUGACAGAUUUGGGGUCCUUGGGGCCUCCAAAUGUUUAGCCAAGAAAGAGUUGUCGUACCUGCCUGUGAUUGGCUGGAUGUGGUACUUCCUGGAGAUGGUGUUUAUUAAGAGGAAGUGGGAGGAGGAUAAGAGGAGCUUUGUCCAGAGUCUUCAGAACCUACGGGAUUACCCCGAGAACUUCUGGUUCCUGCUCCACUGUGAGGGAACACGCUUCACAGAGGAGAAGCAUCAGAUUAGUAUGAAGGUGGCAGAGAAGAAAGGCCUGCCUAAACUCAAACACCACCUCCUGCCCAGGACCAAGGGCUUCUGGGUAGCCGUCCAGAACCUCAGAGGGACAGUUGCUGCGGUGUACUGUUGUACACUAAAUUUCAGAAACAACGAAACACCAACCUUGCUGGGAGUUAUCAACGGGAAAAAAUAUCAUCCAGAUUUAUACAUAAGGAGAAUCCCUCUGGAGUCCGUACCAGAAGAUGAGGCUGAAUGUUCCUCCUGGCUUCACAAACUCUACCAGGAGAAGGACCAGUUCCAGGAGGACUACAGACAGACAGGGUGUUUCCCUGGCCCUGUAGUCACGCCUCCACGUGGGCCCUGGGCCCUGAUCAACUGGAUAGGCUGGACCUGCCUUCUCCUAUACCCCCUCUACCUCCUCCUGGUCCAGCUGGUCAACUCUGGGUCUAUUCUCACCAUACUGGCCACCGUGGGCUUCUGCUCUGCAGUGUCAGUUGGUGUGCGCUGGAUGAUUGGACAGACUGAGAUUAAGAGAAGCUCCAGCUAUGGGGUCCCACUGAGCUGAGGAGAUGGCCUUACAACUGCAAGAUCCUUCCCAGCUCCCAGGGACCACUCACAUUACCAAUAUCAUCCCUACAGCACAGUUCACCUCCAGCAAAUAACUAAUUCCAAAGAAAGAAUGUUGCUGGUCAGAGAUGGCAUUGCAUUCAACUCAAGUACGACAAGAAGGGUGGAAAGUGCUUCAGCAGUCUCUUGCCAAUACAUGAAUAUACUGCACCUACAAACACAUGCUGUGCAUUCAAAGUAUUUAGACCCCUUGACUUUUUACAGAUUGUUAUGUUACAGCCUUAUUCUAAAAUGGAUUAAAUAGUUUCCCCCCUCAAUCUACAGACAAUACCCCAUAAUGACAAAGCAAAAACAGGUUAAGAAUUUUUUGGGAAAAAAUAUCACAUUUACAUAAAUAUUCAGACCCUUUACUCUGUAAUUUGUUGAAGAACCUUGAGGCGAUUAGCCUUGAGUCUUGGGUAUGACGCUACAAGCUUGGCACGCCUGUAUUUGGAGAGUUUCUCCCAUUAUCUGCAGAUCCUCUGUCAGGUUGCAUGGGGAGCGUCGCUGCGCAGCUGUUUUCAGGUCUCUCCAGAGAUGUUCCAUCGGGUUCAAGUCUCCACUCAGACUUGUCUCGAAGCCACUCCUGCAUUGUCUUGGUUGUGUGCUUAGGGUCAUUGUCCUGUUGGAAGGUGAACCUUCGCCCCAGUCGGAGGUCCUGAGAACUCUGGAGCAGGUUUUCAUCAAGGAUCUCUAUGUACUUUGCUCCGUUCAUCUUUGCCUCGAUCCUGACUACUCUCCCAGUCCCUGCCGCUGAAAAACAUCCCAACAGCAAGAUGCUGCCACCACCAUGCUUCACCGUAGGGAUGGUGGCAGGGUUCCUCCAGAUGUGAUGCUUGGCAUUCAGGCCAAAGAGUAAAAUCUUGCUUCUAAUGGUCUGAGAGUCUUUAGGUGCCUUUUGGCAAACUGCAAGUGGGCUGUCAUGUGCCUUUUUACUGAGGAGUGGCUUCCGUCUGGCCACUCUACCAUAAAGGCCUGAGUGGUAGAGUGCUGCAGAGAUAGUUAACCUUCCAGAAGGACAACUUUCCCAAUCUCCACAGAGGAGCUCUGUCAGAGACCAUCGGGUUCUUGGUCACCUCCCUGACCAAUGCCCUUCUCCCCUGAUUGCGCAGUUUGGCCGGGUAGCCAGCUCUAAGAAGAGUCUUUGUGGUUCCAAACUUCCAUUUUAAGAAUGGAGGCCAAUGUGUUCUUGGGGAUCUUCAAUGCUGCAGAAAUGUUUUGGUACCCUUCCCCAGAUCUGUGCCUCGACACAAUCCUGUCUCGGAGCUCUAUGGACAAUUCCUUUGACCUCAUGACUUGGUUUUUGCACUGUCAACUGUGGGACUUUAUAUAGACAGGUGUGCCUUUCCAAAUCAUGUCCAACCAAUUUAAUUUACCACAGGUGGACUCAAUCAAGUUGUAGAAACAUCAAGGAUGAUCAAUGGAAACAGGAUGCACCUGAGCUCAAUUGAGUCUCAUGGCAAAAGGUCUGAAUCCUAAUGUAAAUAAGAUAUGUUUUCACUUUGUCAUUUUGAGUUUUUUUUAUUUAAUUCAGUUUAGAAUGUGACAAUGUGGAAAAAGUCAAGGGGUCUGAAUACUUUCCGAAUGCACUGUAGGUUCAGGGCAUGCAUACAUGUCUUUGUUGUCCUUGCCAUAUCACAACACGCUUUAGUCAUACAUGUUGGUGUGUGUUAAAUGCACUAAAAUUGUGAUAAAUUGACAACUUUUUUGCACAUAUGAGAUUCUAUAAUAAACUGAAGUACCAGAUAAGCCCACUUCACAGGUUGACGCUGGCUUUAGUUUCAGCAGUGUGUACGUACAAACACAGGCAGUCCCUUCUAUUUUAAGAUCCUGUGUAAACAUUACCAUGUUAUGUUUGAUGAAUCUAGGACAUACUAAUCUCACAGCAUUUCUUAAAGAUGUAAUAUUGUUUGUACAUAGCAGAGGACCAGAAAGUGUGUGUGUGCAUUCAGCAGCAGGGAGUGAGAUCGGACCGUUGUCUCUCUCCUCGGUUGGAUAUGCUUCAGUUCCAUGGCUCUCCAAUCGGAACACACCUGUCUGACUCUGUCAACCAAUCAGUGCUGCCCAUCCCAUUUGGGACGUAAACUUAAUCUCCAACUGUAAAAAUGGGAUCCUCAGCAAGGCGCAAUAACUAUUUUAAAACAAAUCCACCAAAAAUAAAAAUAAACGUUCUUUCCUUCCUAGA